AUGCUGACGAUUCCUCCAAAAACAUUUGAUGAGAAGUUCAUAUCAAGAACAGGCUAUCCGGAGACCUUUUGGUUUGCUUUGUCCAAUGCCUUGGAGUAUAUGGAGAAUCGGAGGCUCGUGCUUCAGGAACAUGCCCAACGCAGAAAGAUCCGACCAGAUGCAUCCGAACACAGAUUUGCAAAAAGUCACAGCCCUAGUUUUGCUGGCCCUGUUCCAAAACAUCAUUCUGAUGAAGUGUUGGAUGACCUCGCCUGCUUUUGUUCCCAAGGAGCUGAUUUCAACCGGUCCUUGGCAAAGAAUGAACCCUGGAUUCCUGGAUGUCUUCUCUUCCCCCAGAGCUAA
Durusdinium trenchii is the source of this 342-nucleotide messenger RNA. Lineage: Eukaryota; Dinophyceae; Suessiales; Symbiodiniaceae. The record is from the annotation of a GenBank genome assembly.